CUGCGAACUGGUUCUUGGGUAGUUUACAACAUGGCCGACGGUUUGUAAAUAUUUGUAGCUGUUCAUCGGGAAAUAACAUAAUAAACUUGAAUCUACCUCCUGUUUUUAAAACCCACAACCGUGGUGUGAGCUUCGUACUGUUUUUGAUCACCACUGGAAACGAUCAGACAUUUAGCAAGAUGACUGCAAAGAAUACGACUGCCCUGCUGCAGCGCCUGCGGGCUGCAAUGAAGAACAACCAGUACGUCUGUGAGAAGCUGAAUGCCUACAUCAUACCAUCAGGAGAUGCGCACCAUAGUGAGUACAUUUCUCCCUGUGACAUGAGACGGGCGUUUAUCUCGGGUUUUACUGGCUCAGCGGGAACAGCUAUUGUCACAGACAAUCAUGCAGCUAUGUGGACCGAUGGAAGAUAUUUCCUGCAGGCUGACCAGCAGAUGGACCGGAACUGGACCCUGAUGAAAAUGGGAAUGUCCAAAACACCUUCCCAAGAAGACUGGCUUGUAAAGGUUCUCCCUGAGGGUGCAAGAGUUGGAGUGGACCCAUUCCUCCUGUCCAUAGAAGAAUGGAAAAGAUUGUCAAGCAAACUGGAAUCAUCUGGGCACAAACUGGUUGCAGCUGACCAGAACCUGGUUGACUUGGUCUGGGAUGACCGGCCUGAACCACCCUCCAAUCCACUGAUGGUGCUAAGUACAAAGUACACAGGUUGUCCAUGGCAAGACAAAGUUCGUCAGGCACGGGACCAGAUGCAGGAGAAGGGAGCUGCUGUCCUGGUGGUCACUGCCCUGGAUGAGGUGGCAUGGCUUUUUAACCUGAGAGGCUCAGACAUUGACUUCAACCCAGUCUUCUUCUCCUAUGCCAUGAUCGGGAAGGAGUAUGUCAAGCUCUUUAUUGAUGAAUCCAAGUUGGACAAUGCUGCUCGAGUCCACCUGAUGUUGGAUGCAGACAAGAAUACGGAGGAUUACAUGAAGGUGGAGAUCUUCCCAUAUGAUGACAUCAUUGCUCAGCUGAAAGUGUCAUGUCAGGAGGUGGGGAAGGAGAAGAUAUGGCUGAGUGACAGGGGGAGUGCUGCACUGGGCAAUUUAGUUCCUGAUAAUAUGAGACUAACCCAGCAGUCUCCUCUAUGUCUGAACAAAGCCAAGAAGAAUGACACAGAAAUCAAGUGUAUGAGGAGAGCCCAUGUGAAAGAUGCUGUUGCCUUAUGUGAAUAUUUUGCUUGGCUGGAAAAAGAGGUUCCUAAGGGUGAGCUGAAUGAGGUGACAGCAGCAGACAGACUGGAGCAGUUCAGGAGAGAGCAGGAGGACUUUGUUAGCCUUAGUUUUGACACUAUUUCGGGAGUUGGGUCCAAUGGUGCUAUUAUCCACUACAGGCCCUGCAAGGAGACUGCCAAAACCCUGACAACCCAGGAGCUCUAUCUGUGUGACUCAGGCGCUCAGUACAGAGAUGGUACAACAGAUGUCACAAGGACUGUGCACUUUGGGACUCCAUCACAGCAUGAAAAGGAGUGCUUCACCAGGGUACUGAAGGGUCACAUUGGUCUCUCUAGUGCAGUUUUCCCCAAUGGGAUCAAGGGCCACCAGUUAGACACCCUGGCCCGGCAGCACCUGUGGGAUGUAGGGCUGGAGUAUCUCCACGGCACCGGGCACGGCGUGGGAGCCUUCCUCAACGUGCACGAAGGUCCCUGUGGCAUCAGUGCCAGGUUGUCCCUUACAGAGUCCACAUUGGAAGCAGGCAUGAUUGUCACUGAUGAGCCAGGCUAUUAUGAGGAUGGAGCAUUUGGCAUCAGGAUAGAGAAUGUUGUCCUUGUCAAGCCAACUGAAACAAAGUUCAACUUCAAAAACAAAGGUUUCUUGACAUUUGAACCCCUCACCCUCGCUCCCAUCCAAAGCAAAUUGCUGGAACCCAGUAUGCUGACAGAGAAGGAGGUAAGCUGGCUGGAUGACUACCACACCACCUGCAGAGAGGUUGUUGGGAAGGAGCUGGAGUUGCAGGGCAGAACCGAAGCUCUGCAGUGGCUUUUAAGAAACACACAAACUCUGGGCUAAUUGGAGGUCCAUGGAGCAGAAUUUUACAGAAGUGCAAGUCAUGGAAGACUUGUACCAGUACCUGCUGUUGCCAGUUUUAGCUUGUGGCACAAGAAUGACUACGACACAAAUGUGCAUGAGGUGUUUUGAAGUGCACUGAAAAUCUUAUUCCUCAAGGCAGAAUUUUAGACAUUUGCUGCAGAAUUUCGUUUCAACGUCUUUUUAGUAGCAUUCGAAAUAUGUAACCAUUGAUUGAAUCUUACAUUGCAGCAUGCAGUUGUAUGCAAUUGUAUAAGCAAACUAUUUCCUAGAAUAAUGUAUGCUACAUAAAUAGAUCAGCUAACUACUACAGUCAAAACUGUCUAUAGCGGCCACUCAAGGGACUGAUCAAAAUUGGCCACUAUAGCUAGGUGGCCACUAUAGAGAAACUGCUAAUUAAUUGACCACAAGCAAUAAGUUACACAUGGUUUUAGUGACCAUUGAUCUUUCAUCACAUAAUACAGUACUAUACAUGUACUGCAAUGAUUGUUACACUAUAUAUAUGUAUUAAGAAAACAAAAGCUAAAGAAAAGUUUUAAAUGUUCUACAGUUGAGAUUGUCUGAAGAGACCGGUAUUGUCAUAUUUUUGGAUCCUUCGGCUUUGAUCCUUUCAUACUUCGCCGUCCGUGUGUUCCCGCUCGUGUUCACACAUCAGAUUCCCCCA
Branchiostoma floridae (Florida lancelet) is the source of this 2724-nucleotide messenger RNA. RefSeq names its product xaa-Pro aminopeptidase 1-like. Bases 180 to 2042 code for a protein of 620 amino acids. The transcript has 23 exons. The record is from RefSeq and is a predicted model, not a curated record. Gene Ontology annotation, molecular function: metalloaminopeptidase activity. NCBI's taxonomy places the organism in Eukaryota, Metazoa, Chordata, Leptocardii, Amphioxiformes, Branchiostomatidae.